This is a messenger RNA of Leptopilina boulardi, 1182 nucleotides long. RefSeq lists its product as uncharacterized. The transcript is spliced from 4 exons. The record is from RefSeq and is a predicted model, not a curated record. Bases 447 to 1103 code for a protein of 218 amino acids. NCBI's taxonomy places the organism in Eukaryota, Metazoa, Arthropoda, Insecta, Hymenoptera, Figitidae.
GUGACAAUUACGGAGCCUAUGAAAUGUUGUUCCUGUACUUUGCAAAUAAUGACUCGGAAGAAUUUUACAAUAUGGUCAGGAUGGAUCUUCAAUGUUUUCGUGUAUUAUACAAUUUAUUGUAUGAAAGACUCCUGAAAACCAGUUUGCGGAGACCUCUCAGUGGGGAAUUAAGACUUGUGCUCACAUUAAACUACCUUGGUCACGGAGACAGUAUGUUCUCCUUGGCAAAUCUUUUUCGCGUGGGUAAAAGUACCACCUACACAAUUAUACACGAAGUUUGCCCACUAAUUUGGGAAGUGUUGUCGCAAAUAUAUCUGGCUUGGAAAUCUGCUGAGGAACUAUCUAUUGUCGCUUAGGGCUUCCAAACAAGGUGGAAUUUUCCUAAUUGUUUAGCAGCUUUGGACGGCAAAGAGAUAAGAAUUAGAUCUCCUCCGCGCUCAGGCAGUAUGUUCUAUAACUAUAAAAAGUUUUUAAGCUUCAAAGUCCUGGCGAUAUGUGAUGCUUUUUACCGUUUUACGUGGGUAAACAUAGGCGAUUUUGGUACUAGCAGCGACUUGUCGACUUUUCGGGAAACCCAACUGUAUCAUGCGCUUGAAAAUAAUGAAGUCGACCUUCCUGAAGCCAGUAAUCUUCCGCGAACAAACAUCAGAAUGCCAUAUUUUUUCAUUGGAGAUGCCAUUUUUGACAUGAAGCCGUACUUCAUGAUUCCGUACAAUAGAAACGUCCAUCUAACACCUGAAGAAAUUACAUUCAAUAGAAGGUUGUUUAGGGCAAGAAAUUGCAUCGAAGAUGCCUUCGGAAUUCGGGGCAACAAAUUUCAAGUUUUGAACGACCGGCUUGAUUUCUCCUUGAAGCAUUCGAUAAGCAUCAUUCAAGCAUUAGUAUGCUUACACAAUUUUGUGCGCACCUACGAAUUAAUGAACCCUCCAGAGAACAAACGUUACAAUGUUCCCGUUCGGGUCGCUGAAGGCGAUGGUGCAAUUCGUGCAGCUCGAAACCGAAACGUUCAAAAUGAAUACGUUGGUCCUGACGAUGUUUAUCAACGGCGAGACACAUUAGCGGCUUACUUUUCUUCUCCUGAAGGUGUACUCCGUUAUCUGUGAGGUGUUACUGCACUUAUUAUUUAAUUAUUUACUUAAUAAUGAAAUCUGUAUAUUUCAAAUGUCAAUAAAGAGAAAACAU